Arctia plantaginis is the source of this 339-nucleotide messenger RNA. Lineage: Eukaryota; Metazoa; Arthropoda; Insecta; Lepidoptera; Erebidae. The record is from the annotation of a GenBank genome assembly.
AUGGCCACAAGUAGCCAACAUAACUUGGCCGAAAUAAGAGGAGCAAAGAUCUUAAUGUCAUCUCGAGAUUCUUAUGUAAAUACUGCUGUGGGUUACGUUAAAGUGAGUCGAACAGGCAAUGAUAGCAUAGUCACCUGUGAAGAUUGUUCUGCAUCAGCAGGUGGUUGUAAGCAAUCCCUUUUAUUAUUAUUUUGGCUAGAAAAGAAAAGUUCUGAACCUUCGUCAACUGCAGUUGAAUGUUACUGGAACAAACCUUCUCUCACCAGUGCCACUACAGAACAUGUUUCUAGUAAAGAAAUAUUUUCUAAGGCUAAGAUACCAAAAAUAGUACUGUCUUAA